Messenger RNA from Pseudovirgaria hyperparasitica, 498 nucleotides. RefSeq lists its product as uncharacterized. Gene Ontology annotation, molecular function: structural constituent of ribosome; large ribosomal subunit rRNA binding. Gene Ontology annotation, cellular component: cytosolic large ribosomal subunit; ribosome. The transcript is spliced from 5 exons. The coding region runs from base 1 to 498 and encodes 165 amino acids. Gene Ontology annotation, biological process: translation. Lineage: Eukaryota; Fungi; Ascomycota; Dothideomycetes; Acrospermales; Acrospermaceae. The record is from RefSeq and is a predicted model, not a curated record.
AUGCCUCCCAAGAUCGAUCCCAAUGAGAUCAAGGUCAUUCAUCUCCGUGCCACCGGUGGUGAAGUCGGUGCCUCGUCGGCGCUAGCUCCCAAGAUCGGUCCCCUCGGUCUUUCCCCAAAGAAAGUCGGAGAAGAUAUCGCGAAAGCAACUGGUGACUGGAAAGGUCUUCGUGUUACCGUCAAGCUUACGAUCCAAAAUCGUCAAGCUCAGGUUUCCGUUGUUCCAUCCGCUUCAUCACUCGUAAUCAAAGCCCUGAAGGAGCCCCCUCGUGAUCGCAAGAAGGAGAAGAACAUCAAGCACACCAAAUCUAUAUCUCUGGAUGAGAUCAUUGAGAUUGCGCGGAAGAUGCGAUUCAAGUCAAUGGCCAAGGACCUGAAGGGAACUGUAAAGGAGAUUCUCGGUACAGCAUUCUCAACGGGAUGCCGUGUUGAUGGCCGCUCACCAAAGGAUGUCAGUGACGACAUCGAGGCUGGUGAGAUUGAGAUUCCCGAAGAAUAG